This is a messenger RNA of Rotaria sordida, 294 nucleotides long. Lineage: Eukaryota; Metazoa; Rotifera; Eurotatoria; Philodinida; Philodinidae. The record is from the annotation of a GenBank genome assembly.
AUGGAUGAUGAAACUACAAUUCAUCGAUCAGAAUAUUCUGAACAACGUAAAGUAUAUUAUCAUGCAAAAAGUCCAACAAAUUAUGCAUUCAAAGUGCAAAUAGCUUGUGAUUUUCAUCUUCGAAUAGUACAUGUACCCAGAGAAUCAGGUUUGUUAGAACAUACACAAGAAGAUGUACAAAUUAUUACUGAUAAAGAAUAUAUAAGUGAACAAUAUAUUUAUUACUUCGAAAAAAAACCUUGUGGUGGUCAUUUAACAGCUAAAGAUAAAGAUUUCAAUCGAUCUAUUUGCAGC